This is a messenger RNA of Guillardia theta CCMP2712, 414 nucleotides long. RefSeq lists its product as hypothetical. The coding region runs from base 1 to 414 and encodes 137 amino acids. Lineage: Eukaryota; Cryptophyceae; Pyrenomonadales; Geminigeraceae. The transcript has a single exon. The record is from RefSeq and is a predicted model, not a curated record.
AUGGAGUGCCCGUGGGGGUACAACCGCCUGAUCCAUGACUUCUUGGACCUGCUGCAGAGAGAGGACGAGCUCGCGAUGCAGGGGCAUUCCUUUGGCCCCCUCUCGGAAGAGCGCCUGACGUACGGGCCGGAGGGUCUGAGGAUCGUCUCCCCCAUGGUGUACAAGGGGGGGAAUGCGGCGGUCCAGCACGUCCAGUGCGUGAGGAGUGUGUUCCGGGUGUUCUGCCGCGUGUGCCACCGAUGGAUGCGGGGUCAGGACUGGACGUUCGUGGCGUGGCGGAUGCUGGAUAGCAACGACGCGAGGUUCGAUCAGCGGUACCAACAGGACUACCUCCUGACGCUGUCGGAGCAGAGUCCGCGGGUGUACAAGAACCUGCUGAUCUGCAUCAGGAAGCCGCGGUCUUCCGUUCUUUAA